Molecule: messenger RNA, 745 nt
Organism: Eruca vesicaria subsp. sativa (arugula)
Lineage: Eukaryota; Viridiplantae; Streptophyta; Magnoliopsida; Brassicales; Brassicaceae
Source: the annotation of a GenBank genome assembly
AAUGGGUAAGAUCCGACCCGGACCGGAUCCAAAAGCGGCAUUGGUCUCAGAGAUUUGUUCCCUGUCGAGAUCACCAAUCUCUUGCAUUCACAUCAAUCGCAACUCAUCCGGUUCAUGUUUCAUCGACUGGUAUCUCAUUCUCGGUAUCCAGGAAGAUGCAGAGAUCAAGCUCAUACGUAAAAGAUACCACAAACUAGCUCUGAAGAUUCAUCCCGAUAAAAACAAUCACCCAAAAGCAGAUACUGCUUUUAAGCUCAUCCACGAGGCUUAUUUAUGUCUUACAGACGAAACAAAGAGAAGAUGCUUCAACACAGACCGAAGGAAGAACAUAUGUAUGAAAUGCAGCUGUGUCGUCUCACACAAAACCAAAGAGAACCGCAAAGAAACUAAACCGAACCGGUUUUGUCAAACCCUCAGGGACAUUAGGGAUAAGUUCAGAGAAGAGAACAUGGUGAUAGAGAGAUGUCUAAAGACCAACGGUGCAAGUUUCAUGGGGAACAUAACCGAGAAGACUCCGGUUUUUGGUAUAUCGAAACAAAAUCGGUUUAAGAAGGAGUCGCCGGUUUUUAAUCCAUCGGAUUAUAAGUUAUGGGGUUAUCCACAUGUGAGGAACCGGGUGUUGGAUAAUAACUUGUCGGAUUGGAAGAUGUUCAUGAGAAGCAGAUCUACAUGUGUUCACUCAUAAAGUUUUUUCAGUUUUUUUUUUUACUUUUCUUUGUCUUUUAGUAGCUUUACUGAAUUAUUU